AACCCGGUAGUUAAACACGUGUGGAUACGAGGUGAGUUCUAUUCUCCACAGAUCAGGAAAAGCAUUUCCAACUCUAGACUUAGGAUCGCGGCCGCAUCUUGUCAAGCAGCUCCACUUUAAGCCCGUGUGUCUGCGCAUGCGUGGGAAUCAAACGCCGCUGCGCGGAGUCAUGACAGACAACAGAGCUGUGUCAAAGCAGUAGUGAGCAGUUGGAGUCAGGACCAUCGAGGUGAACAUGUCGGAACCGGACCGAGCCGAUCAGCAGAGACGGGGACCCAGGCGCUUCAUCAGCGGGGUGGUGGAAGGUUUCUACGGGCGGCCAUGGACCAUGGAGCAAAGAACAGAGCUGUUUAAGAGAGAGCAGACGUGGGGCCUGAACACCUACCUCUAUGCCCCCAAAGACGACUACAAACACAGGAUGUACUGGAGAGACCUGUACUCUGCUGAGGAGGCCGAGCUCCUCGUCGCGCUGAUAUCAGCGGCCAAGCAGCACAGCGUCGAGUUCAUCUACGCAAUCUCUCCCGGUCUGGACAUUACGUUUUCCAACCCGAAGGAGGUCGCCGCCCUGAAGAGGAAACUGGAUCAGGUGAAGGCGUUCGGCUGCAGGUCCUUCUCUCUAUUGUUCGACGACAUCGAGACGGAGAUGUGUCCGGCCGAUAAGCGCGCCUUCAGCUCCUUCGCUCACGCCCAGGUCGCCGUCACUAAUGAGGUGUACCAGCACCUCGGAGGCCCCGAAACCUUCCUCUUCUGCCCCACCGAUUACUGUGCCGCGUUCUGCACUCCCAACGUGUCCCAGUCGUCUUACCUCCACACUGUGGGCGAGAACCUGCUGCCUGGUAUCGACAUACUGUGGACUGGUCCAAAAGUGGUAUCUCAUAAAAUCUCAGUGGAGUCCAUAGAAGAGGUGUCUGCUGUCCUGAAGAGGGCACCGGUCAUCUGGGAUAACAUUCACGCCAACGACUACGACCCCCAAAGGCUUUUUCUUGGACCUUACAAGGACCGUCCCACUGGGCUGAUUCCCAAACUCAGAGGCGUCCUCACAAACCCCAACUGCGAGUUUUUCCCCAACUUUGUGGCCAUCCACACUCUGGCCACGUGGUGCAAGGCUGCAGGAGGCGCGGAGCCGAGGGACGUGGAGAUGGGUGAUGAGGAGGAGGACCCCCGCUACAGUCCCCACAAAGCGCUGACCCUGGCGCUCGCCGACUGGCUGCAGGAGUUCCUGAGCACAGACCAGCCUGCAGGCCCUCGCGGUCCUCGCCUCAGGAAGGGGCUGGCGGACGAGGAGCCCAUGCAGACGGACGCCUACGCCCCCCGGCCGGACGACAACCCCCUGUACACCGCCGAGCCCCUGACGCUGGAGGACCUGAGGCUGCUGUCGGAGCUCUUCUACCUGCCGUACGAACACGGGCCCACGGCCAGAACCAUGCUGCAGGAGCUGGACUGGCUGAGGAGCCACAGCCAGGCUGCCGCCUCGGGGCCGGACCAGGUAAGGGGUCGCUCCCCCCCCCGAUCACCGCCUGCUGGCGCUCCGCAGGCUGCAGAGUGGCGCUCCCGGGCGCAGCGCUUCGACGGCAUGUGCGACGCCGUGGUGCAGAUGUUCAACCGCCUGUCAAACGCUCCCAACCGCAGCGUUCUCUACGACCUCUACAACUACAUCUGUGACAUCAAGAGCGGGGUCGGCCUGGCUCGGGCCUACGUCAAGACACUCGGAGGACACGGUGAGCCCUCUGCUCAGCUCAUGAACACUGAUCCUGAGCCCUGGGGCUUCAGAGGAGGCCUCUCUGGGGAGUUUCAGAGGAUGCUGCCCUGCCACGGGAACAGGGACCUGUUCAAACGCCCUCCUACGACAGCCGUGUACUGCGUACGGCCCUGCCUCCCGGGAGAUGAGAUGGAGGUGCAGAGGAUUUUCAAGGAGAUGCAGAGAUCAGGAGACGAGAGAGUGUCCCGUGUGAGGCAGCCUCCUCUCAUCUGUGACAGCCUGUCAGCAGGCGACAUCUCCCCCUCCCCUCAGUGUGCGCUGGUCAUGGAGGACGACGCCGGGGUGUGCGGCUACGCUCUGGCUCUCACUGACGCCAAACCAGCGGCUGCCAAGGUUCAGAGGGUGACGAGUGAGGAUUUCCCCUCCCUGGUCACUGUUCAAGUGCUGCCCCGGGUCACGGAUCCAUCGCCAGUCAAGCGUAUGAUUGGCUGGCUGCUGUCUUCCAUUAAGAGCAGUGGUUCCACAGGAGCGUUCUGUGAGUUGCGACGGGGCGAUCGGAGAAUGCUCGACUUUUACUCCAAACUAGGCUCCUUCAGACCCAGAGACGUGGCCGACUUACCUCAGGACAUCCUCUCCAUGGGAACCAGCCUGUGAGCGAGGUCUCCUCCGGUUUCAUGCGUUUGUGUGGAGAAUCGAUAAAUCUGCAGCAUUUGUUUUAACCAGGCACAAUAAAAACAGAAGACAUUUAAACAAGGGGUUUGGUUUUAAUUAGUUUUGUUCACAAAGAUGCAAAAUAGAUUUUUUUUAAACUGUUAAACAGCUGAUUAAGGUUAUAUUUUUCAUCUGAGUCUGACCUGCCUAAAAUAAAACUGUAGUUUACAGAGCAGACUGUGACAAUGACGUCACAUUAUUUCAAAUGGAAUCAUAAAGUUCAGUGUAACAUGUUAAAUAAAAAUCUCCUUACUUAA
This is a messenger RNA of Betta splendens (Siamese fighting fish), 2667 nucleotides long. RefSeq names its product O-GlcNAcase like (gene ogal). Bases 236 to 2353 code for a protein of 705 amino acids. The record is from RefSeq and is a predicted model, not a curated record. Lineage: Eukaryota; Metazoa; Chordata; Actinopteri; Anabantiformes; Osphronemidae. The transcript has 16 exons. Gene Ontology annotation, molecular function: beta-N-acetylglucosaminidase activity. Gene Ontology annotation, biological process: glycoprotein metabolic process.